Molecule: messenger RNA, 5484 nt
Organism: Melanotaenia boesemani (Boeseman's rainbowfish)
Lineage: Eukaryota; Metazoa; Chordata; Actinopteri; Atheriniformes; Melanotaeniidae
Product: phosphofurin acidic cluster sorting protein 2
Exons: 25
Coding region: 94-2895 (933 amino acids)
Biological process (GO): protein localization to plasma membrane
Molecular function (GO): transmembrane transporter binding
Source: RefSeq, a predicted model, not a curated record
AGCUGGGAGACCGGAGGAGCAGGAGGCACUGGGCUCAGCGGCUCCCGCGUUCGUCCGAGACUUAACUAGAGCUGCUCCCUGGCAGUGGUGGUGAUGAUGGCGGCGGCUGUAGACAGAGGAGGCGUCCGGGCCGCUUUCCUGAACCCGAGCAGCGGUGGUGGUGGUGGACCUGCACCGACAAUACUCCCGACUGGAGCGUUAGCCGGGGCUGUGGUCCUGGGCUCGGGCUCAGGCAGCAUGCCCGUACCCAUGAACCUCUUUGCGACCUGGGAGAUAGACCGAUCAUCCCCAAGCUGCGUUCCAAGGCUUUGCAGCCUCACUCUGAAGAAGCUUGUUGUCCUCAAAGAACUGGAUAAAGAGCUGAACUCCUUGUCUAUAGCUGUCAAAAUACAGGGUUCGAAGCGUCUUCUGAGAUCAAAUGAGUACGUCCUCCCUCCCAGCGGGCUCAUGGAGACGGACCUGGAGCUCACAUUCUCACUACAGUACCCCCACUUUCUGAAGAGGGAUGCCAACAGACUGCAGAUUAUGCUGCAGAGACGGAAACGCUACAAAAAUCGAACCAUUCUGGGCUACAAAACUUUGGCUGUAGGAGUCAUCAAUAUGGCUGAGGUGAUGCAACACCCAACAGAUGGAGGACAGAUUCUUGGUCUCCAUAGCAACGUGAAGGAGGCGCCAGUUCGUGUGGCGGAAAUCAGCGUGUUCUCUCUGUCCAGCCAGCCCAUUGACCAUGAGGAUGGUAGCGGACAAGCUGGCCGCAAGACCAAAACCUCAGACCGCUCCCCAGACAUGGAUAAUUAUUCAGAGGACGAUGACGACAGCUACUCAUCGGAGCAGGAGGCCAGCGAUGAUGCAGUCCAUGCCCAGGAUCUUUAUGAUGAAGAUGAUGAAGUCAGGAAGCCCAAAAAAGCCCGUAGGAAAAUGAUCCGAACCACCUCCAUGACCAGGCAACCUAAUUUUAAACAGAAAUUUGUGGCCCUGCUGAAGAGGUUUAAGGUUACAGAUGAGGUUCUGGACUCUGACCCAGUGGACCAGACCCAGGAAGUGGAGGAGGAUCUGGACUUGUUGUAUGACAGUUUGGAAGUGUACAACCAGAGCGACAGUGGGCCAGAGAUGGAGGACAAUGAGAGUGUCCUGAGUACUCCCAAGCCCAAACUCAAGCCGUUUUUUGAAGGGAUGUCCCACUCCAGCUCCCAGACCGAGAUCGGAAGCAUACACAGCCAAAAAAGCCAGCAGAGAGAGUUGUCCUGUCCUAGCGGAGAGUUUCUGACCGUGGACAGAUGUAAAGUGCAGGGAGGAGGCCGAUAUCAAGAUGACAGCAGUGCAGACACAACUGUUCGGGAGCCAGAGACUGACGACAGUGGACCAGUUCCAGGGGAGGUGAACAGCUGGGAUGUCAACACUGAACGUAUGACCAGCACUGUUGGCAAGCUCUGCAAGACAGAAUCCCAAAACCACAUGUCUCCCAGUAAAGUGGAGAACAGGCUGCAGAGACGUCCUCGCAGCACCUCCAUGAAAGACAGACAAAACUCAAAGGCGCAGAGCGACAGGACCAGCAGCAUCGACAGCGAGUGCUCGCCAGACUCACGACUAAUUGCGCAAGUUCCCAGAAAGUCUGUGUACGACCAGCUAAACCAGAUACUCAUCUCAGAUGAACGUCUGCCAGAGAGUAUCAUUCUCAUCAACACUACAGAGUGGCAAGGACAGUAUGUAGCCGACUUGCUCCAUGAACAGGGCCAGCCCAUUGUCUCCACAUGCUCUGCUGCAGAUGUUCAGGCUGCUUUCAACACUAUCGUUACUCGCAUCCAGAGAUUCUGCAACUGCAAUGCACAGACACCACCGACGAUGAAGGUGGCGGUAGCAGGCGACCAGAGUUACCUCAGUACCAUCCUGAGGUUCUUUGUGGAGCAGCUGGCCAAUAAGACUCCUGAUUGGCUCAGUUAUAUACGUUUCCUGGUGAUUCCCAUUGGUUCUCAUCCCCUUGCAAAGUAUGUGGCUUCCUUUGAUAGUCGCUUCAACAGCAUCUUUAUGGAUACUGCAUGGAGGGAGCUGUUCUGCAGGACAGAACGGCCCACCUCAGAUAACAUAGAUGUAGCAGGACGAGUCAUUCAGUAUCUGGCCGGUGCCAAUGUGUCCCACCAGUUUCCCAUCUCAGAAGCCAUGCUCACCUACAAACAAAAGAGGAAAAGAAGUUUGUAUUUUGAUUUUUAUAUCAGCCCUGAUGAGGACUCCUGUCAGAAAUUCGUGCCAUUUAUUGGGGUUGUGAAAGUUGGAAUUGUGGAGCAAAGCCUUUCAACCUCAAUGGACUCAGACGAUGCGAUGGGAGGCAACACAAGCAUUUUGUCCUCCCCGACGCCCCCAUCGGCUGGCCCGUAUGGGAAGGAGAUUGGGAGCACCCCCCCACAGUCUCCCUCUGUGUCCACCGCCCUGUCUGGAGCAGGCUCUCCAUGUUCGGGCAGUGAGGUGAUGGGGCUCCAGGUGGAUUACUGGACUUGGCAUGGCCCGGAGAAGAAGAAAGAGGGAGAGAAGAGAGAUGUGGGAUUAAAGAACACCCUGAAGAGCAACUUCCGUUCACUACAAGUCAGCCGCCUGCCCAGCGGAGGGGAGCUCACUCCUCCCCCCAGCAUGGCCAUGACUGUGGUCACCAAGGAGAAGGGUUACAAGAAAGUGAUUUUUCUUAGCAAGAAGCCCAAGGAGAAAGAGCUGGACUCUAAGAGCCAAGUGAUCGAUGGCAUCAGCAGGUUGAUCUGCACAGCCAAGCACCAGCACACGAUGCUGAGAGUCACUAUUGAUGGAGUUGAGUGGAACGAUGUCAAGUUUUUCCAGCUCGCUGCUCAGUGGCCAACACAUGUCAAGCACUUCCCGGUGGGAAUCUUUGGUUACACGAAGCCGGUGUGACCCUGGUCACCGUCCACUCAGCCAACCAGACUCUCCGCUGCACUUGUCUCACCCAGAGGCUGCAGAGAACUAGAGGAAAAGCCAACAUGGCCGCCCCCGAAAGUAAUAGUUUUCCUGUGGAAAUCUAACGGACUCACAACCACGUGUUCAAUACGCAGAUUUCACGUCGUCUAUUUGAUGUUUUCGAUGUUGUUGGGUGUUGUUGUUUUUUUUUACACACUACAAAAAGAACAAGUACUAUUUUGUAAGAUUUGUGCUACCGCCUCUGAGGUAUUUUGAGGUUUUCAACUAUUUUGCCACAUUUCGAUAAUGGCAGCUGUGUUUGCACUUUGUUUUUGUUAACAUUUUUAUUAUUUCUGUGAAAUCCUACAUUUAUUGUUACUCUAUAGACAAAUGGAGAAGUGUGAUGGUGAUGUGCAGUGGCGUGUGUGAGAUUGUUGCAGACCGUGUUUGUGUUUGUUGUUCAAAGUUGGAAUAUUGCUGUGAAUCUAGAUGGAAUCCUUCUAACUCAGUGCUCAGUUUUCAUACUCGUCCCUUUACUUUCUGAAAAAGGUCAUUAUUUUUUUUUUUAUAGGAACGUUGUUUUUGCCUUGUUGCUUUGAAGCACACAAAAGCAAAACAAGACAAAAAAAAAGAUAUAUUAGAAAGUAGCUAUGAUGAAUGUAGCUAAUAACUUGUAAACAGUUCAUCACAUAAGUUCAUUAUUAAAAGUACUAACAUUUUUCAUGUUGGUAUACAUUCAGACUGUACAGUAACAACCUGUUAGAAGCAGGGUAUCGCUAUAUUUUAAUUCUAACAGCUGAUCGCCAAAUUUAUUUGCGACGUAUGACCCGUGUCGUAGUUUGUCUGCUGCAGUUCUCGCCUGUGUUGGAAUUCGGCCUUUUCUCUGUGUAAUUUCAGGUUGCAGCAGAAUAGAAAUGGUAAAUAUGGCCGCCCAGUUCUCAGCAUGAUGUACCAGCUUACUCUGCAGUAACUUACUUAAUACUGGACUGUGCAGUGAUGUGCCAAAGUUUGAUAUACAAUCCAUGUAAAAGAGCUUGCAGCUCAGCCAAACUUUAUAGCGUGUUAUACUAGAAACUAAAAUUGUGCAUUUAAUGUGUCUGUGGUCCCUGUGGAGAUCAGUACUAAAAUUACUGACUUGUUCAUUUAACAAAUGUACCUGUUAAAAAUCCUUAUUUGGCCAUGUUAGCAUCUUAAGUAAUUUAUAAGAUGGGUAUAAAUUCUGACAAAGCAGUUGCCGUUGUGUCUUUGAGAACAGCUUCACCACAGCAAACCUAAAACAUGGCGAAAGGGUCGGCGAGGGAAGAAUGAGUUUUCCUGACUCGAACCAUGCGUUGACUGUAGAGUGGAGCGCCAUGCAAAUGCUCAAGUUGCUUUUAAAACAUGACGACAAGCGUAUGGAGUCUUGCCAGAUGUCCAAGUCACUGCCAGUGAGUCUGUGUAAGCGUGCUAUUUGUUUGAUGGUACGCCCUGAAUAAUGUUAACGUGAAACUUUUGCAAUAGGAAAACCUUUGACAAAGGGCCUUCUAAAUGAGUUUGCUUUUUAUAAAGUGAAGACUUACUAGCUUUGAUAGGCUGGCUUUUCCUUUUUUUAUUGCUGUAUAUAAAUAAAUAUACAAUAUAUACUAUUGUGAAUUGUAAACGCCCCUUCCACUAAAUUAAAAGCACAAGUAAUGUACCUUUAUUUCUAAACAUGAAUGCCAAAUAUAUUUCCAGAACUCAUUACUAUGAAGUUGACAAUGCAAACACUAUUAGGUAUGUUAUUUCUCAUACAUUUCCCUCACUUUGUAAUGCACUUUCAUGUGGUUUUAUACGCAGAGUAGCUCAAAUUGGGACACACUUUAGUUUCAAGGUGUUAAAUUUGACAUGUAAACCACUAUCUAUAGUUAAGACGAUGUGUUUCUAAUGGUGGCUUUCAGUUCCCUGUGAGGACUGAAAUACCAUCAUGGCUGUCCGCUGCCUUUUUUUUUUUUGUCAGUUGAUUUUUGGAGUUUAUUUUGCAGCUACCACCUUGUGUCUGCCUGUUACUGUACAGUGAACUUUUCCCAUUUCCAUCUUUUAGAAUUGGGUCCGAAUGGCCCUCGUGUAUUUGCAAUCUCUGGCUGUGCAUAGUGCUAACCCGGGCAAAGUUGUUUGAGGAAAUUUAUGCAGGUUAGCCAAUGGAAUACUUUAUGAAAAGCAAAAUUGCAGUAUUUGACCUCAUUUUUUUUCUGUCUUUCCCUAAAUCCAGAGGUAGCAUGGGGGUGUUUUACAAGACUGGAUCAAUGAGCAGGCAUGCUCACUUCGUCACUAUAAUUUAGCACUCCAAAAAGAAACCAACAUCAGUGUUACCUUUCUUUACUGAUCAAACUACAGUUACAUCAUGCCAUCUCAUUGCUCCUGUUACUUGAAAUGCCACCCAGUGUCUUUGCACAAAUCCUGUUUUAAAUUACAAGACAGUAUUUUUAAAUUCACCACUAAAAAUAUGGGUUACUCUGCAUGUUUUACUAUAGAUGUAAAUAUGUUUUGGAUUUUUUAUAUUGUUUUGGUUCUUUUCAUGCUCUCACAAGCAGUUGUGUUUAAUAAAAUUUUUAAUCUUCUGUACAAACA